Messenger RNA from Abrus precatorius (Indian licorice), 2004 nucleotides. Its product is annotated as caffeoylshikimate esterase-like. Bases 182 to 1159 code for a protein of 325 amino acids. The record is from RefSeq and is a predicted model, not a curated record. Lineage: Eukaryota; Viridiplantae; Streptophyta; Magnoliopsida; Fabales; Fabaceae. Gene Ontology annotation, cellular component: membrane. The transcript has a single exon. Gene Ontology annotation, molecular function: lipase activity.
AAUAGAAUAAAUAGUGAAGGAGAGGAUGGGUAAGAAGGCAGGAGAAGGGAUUGCAUUGGGGAGGGAUAACAAACCAAUCCAACUCUCAGUCUAACUCGGCUCUGCCAUUCCUAUUUCCAACUCUCAGUACUAAAUUAUAAUCCCACAGAGAGCGUGCACACAAGUGCGCAUUUUAGCCACAAUGGUGCACCCAAUAGCGGAGGCCAACGAGCACAGCCCGUUCGGCAUGCAAACACCGGACGAGUUCUACGCUCGUCACUCAGUGAGCCACGGUUCCGAGUUCAUCACAAAUUCCAGGGGUCUCAAACUCUUCACUCAGUGGUGGACCCCACUCCCUCCCAACACUCUCAUCGGAACCCUCGCCGUCGUCCACGGUUUUACCGGCGAGUCCAGCUGGCUCCUCCAACUCACCGCCGUUCACUUUGCCAAGGCCGGUUUCGCCACCUGUGCCAUCGACCAUCAAGGCCACGGCUUCUCCGACGGCCUCGUCGCUCACAUCCCCGACAUUAACCCCGUUGUCGACGACUGUAUCACCUUCUUCGACAAUUUCCGUUCUCGCUUCGAUCCCUCGCUACCGUCGUUUCUCUACUCCGAAUCUCUCGGCGGCGCUAUCGCGCUUCUCAUCACUCUCCGCCGUAACGGAUCGCCGUGGAACGGACUCAUCCUCAACGGCGCCAUGUGCGGCAUAAGCGCCAAGUUCAAGCCGCCGUGGCCGCUCGAGCACUUUCUCUCCGUCGUCGCGGCGAUAAUUCCUACGUGGCGCGUGGUCCCCACACGCGGCUCGAUUCCUGAGGUGUCGUUCAAGGUGGAGUGGAAGAGGAAGCUGGCGCUGGCGAGUCCGCGGAGAACGGUGGCGCGCCCGCGCGCUGCCACGGCGCAGGAGCUGUUGAGGAUUUGCCGAGAGCUGCAGGAGAGGUACGAGGAGGUGGAGGUGCCGCUCCUGGUGGCGCACGGCGGCGAGGACGUGGUCUGCGACCCCGCGUGCGUGGAAGAAUUGUACGCACGCGCCGUCAGUAAGGACAAAAUACUGAAGAUAUAUCCGGGCAUGUGGCACCAGAUGAUUGGAGAACCCGAAGAGAACGUGGAGUUGGUGUUUGGGGAUAUGUUGGAGUGGCUUCGCACUCGCGCUCAACGCGCCGCCGUACACGGUGACGCUUAAGGGCAAACUUUGUAGUUGUUCAACUAUGAGAUAAUAAUAUUGGUUGGGUCUUUCUCAGAUAAGAUAUUUGUCGUUACAAAACAGUUAUGGGUUUCACGCAUCGCCACCCUAUCCGUGCAGUUAACGAAAUUAAGUUUUCCUAUUAAUUACAUUUUUUAAUUAAAAUACCAGAAUAAAGUUUUUUGUAACUACAGUACAAUUAUGAUUUUUUAUGUUUUUUAAACAAUUGAAUAAUUAUGGUUUUCUUUUAUGUUUGUAAAAGAAGAUAAAGUACUGUGAUUUUGUAAAAGAAAAAUGUAUGGAAGUAUUUAGGAUCGUUAUAUUGUCCCAACUUCCAACCCCCAAUUUUAUGGGAUGUCCGUCCCAAAGUAUGACCCACCCACCAAAUUUUGACAUAAAAAUAUGAAGUCCACCUUCAUUACUUUUUGCAAGUUAACAGGAUACUGCCUUUACUUAUAUUUCCAUACUAAAAUUUCUUUUAUUAGAGUUAUUUAAUAUUUUUUCAAAUAUAUUUUUAUUUAUCUUAUUAUAUAAUUUUUUCAACCUUUUACACUAUUUAAAUAUCAUUAUUUUUUUAUUCAUUAAAAAGUAUUAAUAAAAAUAUUAAUAUUAUAAAUUUUUAUUUAGAUAGAUAAAAGGGAAUAUUUUUUCUUUCUUUAAACAAAUAAUUUUUUUUAAAAAAAAGUUACGACAUACUAUGUUCUUUUUUGACUUUUCUUAAUAAAAUCGAAUAUUUGGUUUUUAAACUAUACACAACCCUCUAAAUAAUGUGAAUUUUUGUUACUAGAUAGUAGCUUUUACUCCAACUAGUUGUCUCGAAUGAAUUUUGAUAAACAACAAAAUGA